Papilio xuthus (Asian swallowtail) is the source of this 2822-nucleotide messenger RNA. RefSeq names its product zinc finger and BTB domain-containing protein 41. Gene Ontology annotation, cellular component: nucleus. Gene Ontology annotation, biological process: regulation of transcription by RNA polymerase II. The transcript is spliced from 7 exons. Bases 139 to 1734 code for a protein of 531 amino acids. The record is from RefSeq and is a predicted model, not a curated record. NCBI's taxonomy places the organism in Eukaryota, Metazoa, Arthropoda, Insecta, Lepidoptera, Papilionidae. Gene Ontology annotation, molecular function: DNA-binding transcription factor activity, RNA polymerase II-specific; zinc ion binding; RNA polymerase II transcription regulatory region sequence-specific DNA binding.
AUGCUUCACAUCAUGACGUCUUGAAAUUCUCUUGAAUCCAGCCAAACCGAACGCCAAAGUGAUCGCUUCCUUAAAAUUAUUUUACGAACGCAUCAAUAAUAUAAACGGAGCAGAAAACGACAUUUUGCAUUAGGAAAAAUGGCAAAAUAUGUCAAUAUAAAAGAAAUUGUGAAGCAUAUAGCGAAUGGUACACUAAACGAGAACUUGUGUCGUAUAUGUCUUUUACCUUUGAACGCCCUAAAUGAGGAUAUGUUUACAAGGAUUUGCAAGAAUGGUAAAGAAUACUGCAUUGCAGACAUAUUAGAAAUAAUAUGUGACAUAAAGAUUUUUCCAGAGGAUAAAUAUAAAAUUUGUUCAGAUUGUUUCAUAGCUGCAUCAUCUGCUUAUAAAUUUUAUUUAUUAAGCAAACGGAGUGAAGAGAUCCUUGAUUUUUAUAUAAGUUUAUUGGAGGAGCAAAUAGACCUUAUUGAAAUUUCUGAUAACAUAGAAUCAGACUCACUCUGUAUAAAGAUACCUUUAUUUAAUCCGGAAACAGAGAUAUUUGAUUACAAUUUAAAUGGUGUUUUGAAUGACAAUAAUAUAGAUUAUAACGAAGAUAAACAUACAACAGAGGAGAGUAAUAGUCUAGAAAAUAGUCAAAAUAUAUCUGAAAGUGAAGAUGAUACUGAUAUACUUAUAAUAGCAGAUGAAAAUGGUGAUCGGACAUUUUUCAAAGAGCAAAAUGGUUCUCUAGUUCCUAUAAAUGAUAUGGGAAAGAAACAGCUUAAUGAUGCACUUAAGGAAGUGUUCCCCGAAACUGAUAAAGUACGCAGGAAGAGACGUCGUAACCCAAUGACCUAUAUGAAUUGUAGUCAAUGCCCUGUCAGAUACAAAUUUAUUAGUAAAUUAAAGGAACACAUGAAAUCAGAGCAUGAUAUUGAUUUGUUUGUAUGUUCUAUAUGUAAACAAGUAAUUGAAGAUGAAGAUGAAUUUAAAAAGCAUCUAGAAUCACAUACGGAUGUUCAUAAAUGUACAGAAUGUAAUAUGGUGUUUAAGACGAAAGAAAGAAUCAUUGCACAUCAAAAAUGGCACGAUACAAUUGCAGAUAUGAAGGGAACCGAAGAGGCACAUGUUUGUGAAGUCUGUGGCUUAGUGUUAAUGGACGAAGAACAGUUAAAUGAGCAUAAUGAAAAGAAACAUAUGAAGAAAUAUACUUGUUAUUAUUGUGGUCGUAUGUAUAAGGGAGAGAACAGUUUUGAAUUCCAUAUAAAGAAACAUGAAAUGCAUAUGAUGGGUGAUACAAAGAAACGGACUAACUCAACAAAUAUAAAAGCAAACAAAAAGAAGUUCUCAUGUGCGACAUGUCAACGUGACUUUGUGGAUGAGCGUUCAUUGAUGUGGCAUCAACGCCUUCAUACCAAUGAGAGGCCAUAUGUCUGUGAUGUGUGUGGACGCCGUUUCGUCUCACUGAACCGUCGCAACCAGCACGCGAUCUGCGCGCACACAGCACCCGCCCGCCGCUGCCCGCUCUGCCCCGCGCUCUUCCAUCUACGCUCUAUGGUCAACACGCAUGUUAAAAAGGUACAUCUAAAAGAGCACAAGCGUCGCAAUCGCAGCAGUAAACAUCAGAACGUGUUCUGGCGCACGCAGCCUGUGCCCAUACAAGAACUCAGCGUGUCCAUACAGAAUGAGAUAUUGGAGCUCCAAGCGCAACAGGCUAAAGUUAAAUCUGAAAAUAAGACCAAUUUUAUAUAGUUAAAUAGUAAAGUGACUGUUAACCAUAGAGAUCUGCAAAAAGUUAAAAGGUUAUGUCUAACUAGCUGUUGUCCACGAUUCUGUCUGCGCGGAAUGAAAAAAAAACUGAAUUAGUAGCCUAUGUGAUCUUUCAGACUAUGUUUUACAACUUCCAUUGAGCCUUUCCGGAAAUACCUUCAAACAUCCAUCCAUCUAAACUUUCGCAUUUAUAAUAUUAGUAUAUAGACAUGUUAUAUCUCACCUUGGCAUAGGUUUAGGAUUACAUACUUUAUCUCUGUUAUAUAGUAUGCCUAUCAAGUUAUCCAUCUUCUCCAUCCGACUGUCUCAUCUGACAUGGGAAGUAGGCGCAUGAUACUACAAAGAAAGGAGUCAAUACUCCGCAGAACAGUUUACUGAUUAAAGCCUUGAAUAAUGUACAAAAAGUUUAAGAAAUAUAAGGAAGUAACAAAUACAUAUUUUGAAAUUUACUUGUAAAAUAAUGUAGUGAUAAUUUUAUUACAUUGCGUACUGAUCAGUAAAUAGCUUAUAUUUAAAUUGAAGUUAGUUUAUUACUUUACAUUUAAUAGUUUUGUACCUUACUAAGGGGCCGUCCAUAAAUUACUUGAGGUGUUUUUAAAUUUUCAGCCCCUCCCUCCCCCACUGGUGAGAUGUCGUGAGAUUUUAUUCAACCCCCUCCUCCAUCCCCCAAUCUCACGUGAGAUUUUUCAAAAUGUGAGUUUCUUACGUAAACGCGUUGAACUGUUAUUGUAAAAAGAAAAAAUAAAUUGCAUCGUGCUUUUGCAUUUUUGUUUCAAUCAAAAAAAAUUGCUUGUAUUUGCCGAGACCGCCCUCUCUCCAACGUAAGAUUUCGACUCGACCCCCCCCGUUAAACACCUCACGUAAUUUAUGGACGCCCCCUAAUUGAAAUGUGGGUCUGAAUUACUACUGUUUGAAAUAAAUAUUUUCAUUGAAAUAAUAGUUUUAUUUGCUAUUACGUAUAAAUAAUGAUCAUAUAUAAUUGUAGCUACCACAAAUACUACACAGAUAUUUAAAAUCAAACUUAUUCUUAUUUUUCUAAGAACAUUUGUCAAUUUGAUACAUUUGGUAUA